AUGUCCGAAACGGCCCCUGUUGCGCCCGCGGCCCCGGCCCCCGCGGAGAAGGCUCCGGCCAAGAAGAAGGCGAAGAAGCCUGCGGGCGGAGCGCGGCGCAAGGCUGCGGGGCCCUCGGUGUCCGAGCUGAUCGUCCAGGCGGUGUCGGCGUCCAAGGAGCGCAAUGGGGUGUCCCUGGCCGCCCUGAAAAAGGCGCUGGCCGCCGCCGGCUACGACGUGGAGAAAAACAACAGCCGCAUCAAGCUGGGGCUCAAGAGCCUGGUCGCCAAAGGCACCUUGGUACAGACCAAAGGCACCGGCGCCUCGGGCUCUUUCAAGAUCAACAAGAAAGCGUCCGGCUCCGAAGGCAAGGCCAGGCCCAAGGCUAAGAAACCCGCUGCCGCCGCCAAGCCCAGGAAAGCGACCGGGGCCGCCAAGAAGCCCAAGAAACCGGUGGCUUCCGGGGCCAGAAAGAGCGUGAAAAAGACCCCGAAGAAAGCCAAGAAACCUGCAGCGGCGGCGGGGGCCAAGAAGGCGGCCAAGAGUCCGAAAAAGACCAAAGCGGCUAAGCCCAAGAAAGCAGCCAAGAGUCCGGCCAAACCUAAGCUUGUGAAGCCCAAAGCGGCUAAGCCUAAGGCUGCGAAGCCCAAAGCAGCCAAACCGAAAAAGAAACGCAAGCGGAGUCGCAAGGAGAGCUAUUCCAUUUACGUGUACAAGGUGCUGAAGCAAGUCCACCCCGACACGGGCAUCUCCUCCAAGGCUAUGGGCAUCAUGAACUCGUUCGUCAACGACAUCUUCGAGCGCAUCGCCGGCGAGGCUUCCCGCCUGGCGCACUACAACAAGCGCUCUACCAUCACUUCCCGGGAGAUCCAGACGGCCGUGCGCCUGCUGCUGCCCGGGGAGCUGGCCAAGCACGCCGUGUCCGAGGGCACUAAGGCCGUCACCAAGUACACCAGCUCCAAGUAA
Molecule: messenger RNA, 945 nt
Organism: Tachyglossus aculeatus (Australian echidna)
Lineage: Eukaryota; Metazoa; Chordata; Mammalia; Monotremata; Tachyglossidae
Product: histone H1.4-like
Exons: 2
Coding region: 1-945 (314 amino acids)
Biological process (GO): nucleosome assembly
Cellular component (GO): nucleosome
Molecular function (GO): protein heterodimerization activity; structural constituent of chromatin; DNA binding
Source: RefSeq, a predicted model, not a curated record